This is a messenger RNA of Rasamsonia emersonii CBS 393.64, 1278 nucleotides long. RefSeq names its product Oxysterol binding protein (Osh5). The coding region runs from base 1 to 1278 and encodes 425 amino acids. Gene Ontology annotation, molecular function: oxysterol binding. NCBI's taxonomy places the organism in Eukaryota, Fungi, Ascomycota, Eurotiomycetes, Eurotiales, Trichocomaceae. Gene Ontology annotation, biological process: maintenance of cell polarity; endocytosis; exocytosis. Gene Ontology annotation, cellular component: intracellular membrane-bounded organelle; cytosol; membrane. The record is from RefSeq and is a predicted model, not a curated record. The transcript has 4 exons.
AUGACUUCUUCCAAGGACGUCUCCGACAAGGAGACGUGUCCCGACCUUCCUCCAAGCAACAAGGGCUCCUGGUCCACUUUCCUCAAAUCCAUCGCGUCCUUUAACGGAGACCUGUCCUCUCUCACUGCCCCACCCUUCAUCCUCUCCUCCACAUCGCUGGUCGAAUACUCUGCAUAUUGGGCCGAGCAGCCCGCGAUUUUCAUCGCUCCUGCAAGGGAACCAGACCCCGCGAAAAGGGCGCUCUUGGUCUUGAAAUGGUUCCUAACCACGCUCCACCAGCAGUACUGCAGUCGCAGUGAGAAGCUGGGUAGCGAGAAGAAACCCCUCAAUCCCUUUUUAGGAGAGCUCUUUUUGGGGAAGUGGGAUGACGAUAAGGAUGUUGGCGAAACCACUCUGAUCAGUGAGCAAGUCAGCCAUCAUCCUCCGGUUACAGCCUACGCUAUUGAGAAUGAGAAGCAUGGAGUCCAAUUGCAAGGGUACAAUGCCCAAAAGGCCUCCUUCUCCAGCACGAUUCAGGUGAAGCAGCUCGGCCAUGCCCUCCUUUCCUUCACACCUCCAGGAAAGGACAGGAGCGACCCGGCACAACGGGAGACGUACCUCAUCACUCUGCCAAGCCUGCACAUCGAGUCCUUGAUCUACGGAACACCGUUUGUAGAACUAGAGAAGAGCACCAAAAUUGCCAGUUCCACUGGCUACAUUGCCAAGAUCGAGUAUUCGGGCAAGGGAUGGCUGAGCGGGAAGAAGAAUUCCUUCUCGGCCAUUCUAUACAAGGAGAGCGAUGGUGAAAAGAAUCCGUUGUACACGGCGGACGGCCAGUGGUCGACCCAUUUCACCAUCAAGGACGCCCGCACGAAGAAAGAAGUAGAGACGUAUGUCGUCAGCAACGUAAUGACGACUCCCUUGAAGGUCCCUCCUAUCUCAGAACAGGAUCCUUACGAGAGCCGACGGGCGUGGCACGACGUGGCCUGCGCCAUCGAGCGCGGCGACAUGGACGCCACCCAGGCCGCGAAAUCGAAGAUCGAGAAUGCGCAGCGCGAGCUCCGCAAGAAAGAGAAGGAAGAGGGCCGGGAAUGGGAGCGACGCUUCUUCAAGCGCGUCAACGAGAAGGACGACCCCGUGUUCAUGCGGCUGGCCACCAUGCUCGACAUGACGCACGGCAACGGCGCCGGCAUCGAGAGCGACCGCACCGCCGGGGUGUGGCGGUUCGACAAGGAGCGGGCCAAGGACGCAAAGCCUCCAUACCACAAAGUCGGAAGUGAGGGUCUGGGGUUGGAGUAA